This is a messenger RNA of Chrysochloris asiatica (Cape golden mole), 897 nucleotides long. It is a transcript of the gene NT5C3B, whose product is annotated as 5'-nucleotidase, cytosolic IIIB. The transcript has 8 exons. Gene Ontology annotation, molecular function: 5'-nucleotidase activity; magnesium ion binding. The record is from RefSeq and is a predicted model, not a curated record. Gene Ontology annotation, cellular component: cytoplasm. Bases 19 to 897 code for a protein of 292 amino acids. NCBI's taxonomy places the organism in Eukaryota, Metazoa, Chordata, Mammalia, Afrosoricida, Chrysochloridae.
GGACAGGUAAGCACCCUGAUGAAGGCCACGGUCUUGAUGCGGCAGCCCGGACGGGUGCAGGAGAUCGUGAGCGCCCUCCGCAGGGGCGGGGGAGACCGGCUGCAGGUUAUUUCUGAUUUUGACAUGACUUUGAGCAGAUUUUCUUAUAAUGGAAAGAGAUGUCCUUCUUCUUACAAUAUUUUGGAUAACAGCAAGAUCAUCAGUGAAGCCUGCCAGAAAGAGCUGAAGGCACUGCUUCACCACUAUUACCCAAUUGAGAUCGACCCAGAGCGGACUUGCAAAGAGAAGUUACCUCAUAUGGUUGAAUGGUGGACCAAAGCCCAUGAUCUUCUGUGUCAGCAGAAAAUUCAGAAGUUUCAGAUUACCCAGGUGGUGAAAGACUCUGGUGCAAUGCUUCGGGAGGGAUACAAAGUGUUCUUCAACACGCUUUACCAUCACAGCGUUCCUCUCUUCAUCUUCUCUGCUGGCAUUGGAGACAUCCUGGAAGAAAUUAUCCGGCAGAACAAAGUCUUCCACCCCAAUAUCCACGUUGUCUCAAACUAUAUGGAUUUUGAUGAAAAUGGCUUCCUACAGGGAUUCAAGGGCCAGCUCAUCCACACCUACAACAAGAACAGCUCCGUGUGUGAGAACUCCAGCUACUUCCAGCAGUUUCAGGACAAAACCAACAUUGUCCUGCUGGGAGACUCCAUGGGGGACCUCACUAUGGCUGACGGGGUUCCAUGUGUGGAAAACAUUCUCAAGAUUGGCUUCCUAAAUGACAAGGUGGAGGAGCGCCGGGAGCACUACUUGAACUCCUAUGACAUCGUGCUGGAGAAGGACGAGACGCUGGAUGUGGUCAAUGGGCUGCUGCAGGACAUCCUGCGCCAGGGGGACCAGAUAGACGUUCAGGGUUCCUAG